AUAUAGUUUAAUUAUGAAUGCUUUCAUUGCUAUGAAUUUGGUGUUGUUACUUUGCCAUGCAUGGAAAUAGAUUCUAAGAGGGUUUCUCUGAGAGACUUAGGAAAUUACGUUGUCCUUCAGUGUGAGACUAAAUCUCAAUAGUUUUAAAAUUCAGCCAGAAAUAAAAUCGACUUACUUAUAUCCCGUGCCAAAAUAUUGAUCAGAAAUUGGUAAAGUGCUUUUUUUAAGACUGUUUCAGUGCUUUCAGGUAAGUGAAUGACUACAGAGUGCAGGAUAGGGAUUCGCUGUUCCUCCAUUGCCAGCUUCCUCUGGGAUCCCUGUUCAAUCAGAACCUCGUCUCCUUCCCAAGCUCAGUGGUCUUCACAAAUCAGUUUUCAGAUAAGGAUGAAGCACUGUGUUCAGGGAAAAAAGCAGGUAUGAGCAUGAACCAUGGGAGUGAAGAGUUUGGAAAUGUCACAGGUGACAGUGUUGAAGUACAUGAUGAUGAUGAUUCAGAUUCUGUGACUGCAGUUAAUUGCCACACUUCUGUUACAUUGCCAUUUAUUUCUGCUGGUGAACGAGGUUUUAUUGGACAUUUUAGUGAUCUUCCUCAUGUUUGUUACAUCUGUAAUAAGGGAUUUGGAAAUCGAGUGAAUCUUAGAAGACAUUACCGAAUACACACAGAAUAUCAACGGUAUGACUGUAAGGACUGUGAUAAGAGUUACAGACAUUUGAUAGACCUCAAACGACAUGCAUUGAUUCACACUGGAGAACAGCCGUAUUCGUGUGACGUUUGCUCAAAGAGUUUCAGCAGAAUCACUCACUUGAGGGACCACGUACUGACCCAUACAGGCGAGCGACCUCACGUAUGCAAGAUAUGUUCCAAAACGUUUAGCCAGGCAAGUAAUUUGCAGACACAUCAGCUGACUCACACUGGAGAAAGGCCUCAUGUCUGUCCUGUGUGCGGAAAGUGUUUCUCGCAGCGUGCAAAUCUUCAGACCCACUCUGUGUUACACUCUGGAACACGACCAUUUGUUUGUAAAAUCUGUGGCAAGGGAUUUCAUCGGCGCCGAGACCUGCAUAAUCACUGUGUCACGCAUACUGGGGAAAGACCACAUGUGUGUCCGGUGUGUGAUAAAACAUUUGCAUUGCUUGAUAAUUUGAGGAAACAUUCAGAUCUUCAUUCAGGAAAACGCCCACAUGAAUGUAAGCACUGCGGAAAGACAUUUGCUAAGAAAUAUGAUCUCAACAGACAUACACGUAGACAUAUUGAAGAGCCCAAAUAAGUGGCAGUUACUAGUGUUGGUAUAUUUAAUUAUCCUCUUUGCAAAAUUUAAUUAACCAUACUGCUGUGUACAGUGAUGUGAGAAUUGUCAGGCUGUGUUCAAAAAAUUAAAUAGGGGUAUGUCUGAAGUAGGAACUUAUUAAAAUAUAAUAAUUUGCAACUUGGUGACAUCUUGUAACUUACGUGAAGUAGAAAAUCAGGCCUAAACAUAAGCUGGAUGAGAUAAUUGCAAGUCUACCAGAACCUGAUUCACAGAGAUAUGUUCAAAUUACAUACUCCAUGGACUGGAAUGUAUGUUUAACCCUUUGAUGAGUAUGUAUAUUUAUAUAAAUGCUCUGCCUUUGAUUAAGAAGGGAAAAGUUACAUUUUUUCUCAAGGAUGUUUGUCGCAUCCUGCCAUAUUGGAUUUUGGGUCAAACUAAUUUGAUAUUGUAUUCUUAGUAACACAAAAUCAGCCAUCAGUACUUGAUACAUGUAGGAAUGUCAGUGUAAAGGAAAUGCAGCAAACUGAAAAUUAAUUUUGUCAUAUUUUUUUAGGAAUUUCAAAUUAUUUAAUGAAGACAUUAGUUGUCGUGUUCAUGAAAGGACCUUACUGCUUGGGGUCCAGAGACAACAAAGAAACAUAUGACUCAAGGGGUUCAACAACCCCAAGGAUAAGAGUACAGCGAAAUAUGUG
Molecule: messenger RNA, 1939 nt
Organism: Zootermopsis nevadensis
Lineage: Eukaryota; Metazoa; Arthropoda; Insecta; Blattodea; Termopsidae
Source: RefSeq, a predicted model, not a curated record